CCCUGUGCAGCGUUUGCCCUGCAGUCUCCACCCCUCCACAUUCUCCACCCCAGUCUGAAGAAGGGUCUCGACCCGAAACGUCACCCAUCCCUUCUCUCCAGAGAUGCUGCCUGCCCCACCGAGUUACUCCAGCAUUGUGUGUCUGUCUGUAUCUUAUCAAUAGUUGCUGCAGAAUUCACUUAUACAGUGUUUACGGCAACGACUGAAUGUAUAUUUCUCCCUUCCCUUCCCCGGGAUCCCGACCUGAAAUGUCACCUAUCCAUAUUAUAUAGUGUAGUCUGUAGAAGGGUUUCGGCCCGAAACGUUGCCUAUUUCCUUCGCUCCAUAGAUGCAGCUGCACCCGCUGAGUUUCUCCAGCAUUUUUGUCUACCUUCGAUUUUCCAGCAUCUGCAGUUCCUUCUUAAACAUGAUAUAUAGUGUAUUGUCUUCCUGCUGACUGGAUAGCACGCAACGCCAAGCCUCGGUUGACACUUGACAAUACGGUAUCUCCCAUCCAUUCGCGGUUGUGUAAAUGCUUCAGUUUGACGGUCCUGUCCUUUGGCAUGUCUGCAGGUCCAGCAGCUGGGAGAUGGAUAAUCAGGAGGUCCCUGCCUCCAUCCGAUCUCUUCACAUCCACAGACACCCUCAGAACAACCAGAGAUACUUCUGUUAUACCCGCGUUAGUCCAGGUGCCUUUGAUCUUUGUGUUACCAAUAUUGUGGAUGUCUGGAGCACAGCGUUCAGUCAACAAAAGCUGGAGGAACACAAGUCUAUGCAUGGGAUGAAAAAUGCUGAAGAAUACCAUACCAGAACCAAGGAGGCUUUCCACAAGGAUGCGGUCAGCCUCACGGUUCUGGACAACACAAUGAUUCUCAAACUGAGCCAGGACGCGCUGGGCCUGGCCUUUGACCUCUACAAGCUGCCCGUGGCAGAGGCCAAGGUGGAGCUACGGUCCGUGGUGUUUCACCUGGUGGAUCAUGUCCACCAACUGGAGAAGCAGGUGACAGCGAUGGAAGAAGCCGACGCCUCUAGCCCGGGGAAGAGGAUGCCCUUCGCACACAGACUGUUCCAAACAGAACCAAGGCUCCCACUGGAGUGAGCUUCGAAGACAACAACCUUGAUAACAACAGCCAGCAAAAUGAAUUGGAUGAAGUAUGAUGGAAGGAAUGGAAGAUACUGGUUUACACCAAAGAUAGACACAAAAUGCUUGAGUAAUUCAACGGGUCAUAGAGUGAUGCAGAGUGAAAAACAGGCCCUUCGGCCCAACUUGCCCACACCGGCCAACAUGUCCCAUCUACAGUAGUCCCACCGCCUGCAUUUGGCCCAUAUCCCUCUAAAGCUGCCCUAUCCAUGUACCUGUCUAAAUAUUUCUUAAACAUUGUGAUAGUCCCAGCCUCAACUACCUCCUCUGGCAGCUCGUUCCAUACACCCACCACCCUCUGUGUGAAAAAGUUACCCUUCAGGUUCCUAUUAAAUCUUUUCCCCUUCACCUUAAACCAAUAUCCUCUGGUCCUCGAUUCCCCUACUCUGGGCAAGAGACUCUGUGCGUCUCCCCGAUCUAUUCCUCUCAUGAAUUUAUAUACCUCUAUAAGAUCACCUGAUAGAGAUCACCUCUAUAUGAGAUUGAAGAAAGGUCUUGACCAAAAAUAGGUCUUCACCUAUUCCUUUUCUCCAGAGAUGCUGCCUGACCCGCUGAGUUACUCCAGCACUUUGUGUCCAUCUUUCAUGAUGAAAUGUGCUAUAUCGUAACUUAUUUUUUUAAUCCCGAACAUUGAUCAUGAUUUUGCAUCUUUUAACAAUAUUAUUUUAUACGGAAUUUUUAAAUUAAUUUAAAACUAAAAUUAUUGUUUUAACAAAUGUAAGGAUUUUAUAAGGAUUUUUUCAUUAAAUUUAAACUUAAAACAA
Leucoraja erinaceus (little skate) is the source of this 1884-nucleotide messenger RNA. RefSeq names its product PAXX non-homologous end joining factor (gene paxx). Gene Ontology annotation, molecular function: molecular adaptor activity. NCBI's taxonomy places the organism in Eukaryota, Metazoa, Chordata, Chondrichthyes, Rajiformes, Rajidae. Gene Ontology annotation, cellular component: nucleus; nonhomologous end joining complex; site of double-strand break. The record is from RefSeq and is a predicted model, not a curated record. Gene Ontology annotation, biological process: double-strand break repair via nonhomologous end joining. Bases 512 to 1078 code for a protein of 188 amino acids. The transcript has 6 exons.